Branchiostoma belcheri (Belcher's lancelet) is the source of this 1768-nucleotide messenger RNA. Its product is annotated as dehydrogenase/reductase SDR family member 9-like. The record is from RefSeq and is a predicted model, not a curated record. Bases 10 to 996 code for a protein of 328 amino acids. Gene Ontology annotation, molecular function: oxidoreductase activity. The transcript has 5 exons. Lineage: Eukaryota; Metazoa; Chordata; Leptocardii; Amphioxiformes; Branchiostomatidae.
ACAUGUGAGAUGUUGGGGACCAUCCUACCGAUUCUGCUGGCCAUUGUGGCCUACAGGCUGUACAAGUGGGUGCGAGGACUCCCCCGUAUCCCCAGUACUGCAGACAAGUAUGUACUCAUCACGGGGUGUGACACAGGCUUCGGCAAACUGCACGCUCAACGUCUGGAUAAGCUGGGGUUCCAUGUGUUUGCAGCCUGUCUGACAGACAAGGGACAGCAGGACCUGCAGCAGCUGUGUUCCGACCGCGUUGUUACCGUGGCGAUGGACGUCACCAGUCACGACAGCAUCCUGAAGGCACGCGACGUCGUCAGGAGUCAUGUCGGGAAAAAUGGAGGACUGUGGGGUCUGGUGAACAAUGCUGGGAUAUUUGGCACCAUGGGUCAUAUCGAGUGGCAAUCUAGAGAAGACUACGUCCGCACCUUUGACGUGAACCUGUUUGGUCUGGUGGACGUCACGCGUACCUUCCUCCCGCUGCUGAGGAACGCAGGCGGCCGCGUCAUCAACAUCUCCAGCAUAUACGGCAGGAACGACCCAGGCUCGGGCGCGUACGGUGCAUCGAAGUUCGCUGUGGAGGGGUACUCCGAUUGUCUAAGGAGGAUGAUGAGCUUCUAUGGUGUCUCAGUGCACAUCAUGGAGCCCGGAGUCUUCAAGACUGAACUGACGUCUCCCGAAUCAUUCGAGCGCAUGAUGCAGCAGUCUUAUGACAAACUGGAACCAGAUGUACAGGACUGGUACGGAGAGGAGUACUUGAACCACGCAAAAGAAACAGCUAAGAAGAUAGCCACUACCUUUGGCUCCACCAACUAUAACCAUGUGGUGGACGCUGUAGCCCACUGUCUGACCGCCGUCCACCCCCAAAGCCGGUACGUGUGUGGCUGGGACGCCCGGCUCCUGAUGAUCCCCCUGUCCUGGCUACCCACCGACGUGGGGGAUUUCCUACUCGGUGUGCUGUUAGGGAAACCCAAGGUCUCACCCAAAGGGGCAAAACAGAACUAGGCCAGUUUUUGAAAAUUUUUUGAAAAUCCUUUAUGGUAAAAUAGAGGAUUUGUCUUGGGGAGCAAAACCAUGCUAUGUAAUUUGGGAAUCCGAUAGUCUUACUUCAGUUAAUCUUAUUCUCUGCCAGUCAAUAGAUUUGAUGUCCUAUUCAUGGAGAUCAUGCUCAGUAUUAAAUUAUCAUAAUAAUUUUAAGGUAUUGUCUUCUAAGUUGGAAGUUUCCGCAGCCUAAUGGUCCCUCACUCCUCUUCUAUGUUUACUCAUAAUACACUUGGCCAUAUCAGCUAUAAGCCUGUAAUUUUAGCUCUGUAAAUUUUAACUUAGAUGGAACAAAUUGGAUAUUUAAAAAGCACUGAUGGAAGUGUCUCAAAUCAAGUUGGUCUGCAAACAAUCAUGUAUGCAUCAGACUGAUGAUCUCAUAUUUUUGAUAAGGAAAUGUAUAGAAUUUAUAAUAAUGAAUGAAGUGGAUGGUUAUAGGAAAAUGUAUGUGAUACACCAAUAUUUAAAAAAAGCAAAUGUGGGAUUGGCAAACAAGGCAACUCCUGGUAGCAUUGCUCUAUUAAGUGCACUGCUUAAAAUCACUCAGAUCCUUUUACUGAAAUGUCAAGAAGGGUAGUAUUGCCUUCAGCUACAGAAAGAACACAAUGCCACAAAAUUGUCUGCAGCCAAGUUUAUUCUAAAGAGUAGACUGGAAAUUCUAGGGUACAGAUAUGCGCAAUUACAAGAGAGAUUCUUUUUCCAAAUGCAUUGAAUUUGUCAUCAUUGCUGAGUGUUC